This is a messenger RNA of Osmia bicornis bicornis, 2787 nucleotides long. Its product is annotated as RING finger protein 121. The transcript has 7 exons. NCBI's taxonomy places the organism in Eukaryota, Metazoa, Arthropoda, Insecta, Hymenoptera, Megachilidae. Gene Ontology annotation, cellular component: endoplasmic reticulum membrane; Golgi membrane. The coding region runs from base 81 to 1013 and encodes 310 amino acids. Gene Ontology annotation, molecular function: ubiquitin protein ligase activity; metal ion binding. The record is from RefSeq and is a predicted model, not a curated record.
CUUUGUCCCUGAAGAACUGCUGUAUAAUGUCAAUUUAUUAAAAUUUAGUUUAUAACUGACAAUUUAGUAUAUUAUUAAAUAUGCACUCGCACGCGCUUCAGAAUAAGAGUGAAGAUAAAUUGAGUGUGGAAGAAAAAUGGAACAUAUACGAAAAACAGCACCAUGGACACGAAUCAAUGCAUGCAAAGAUGUUACUUGUUUUAUUAGUAACUGUAUUAGUGGUACAAAUUAUUAUAGUUGAAUGGAAAAAAAUACAUUACAAAUCCUACCAGCUUAUUACCUUAGUUGCCAUGUGGAUUAUUCCAUUUGGAUUAAGUUUAAAAAAUCAUUGGUGGAGGUUUAUAUUUCUUUGGUUGGUAUCAUCCUGUAUAACAGGAUUAGUAGUACGAAAGGCUGUUCAAAAACCUAUAGCAGGUACAACACCAAGAUUGGUGUACAAAUGGUUUCUUUUUAUUUAUAAACUAAGUUACGUGUUGGGUAUUAUAAGUUACAUUAUAUUGUUAGCUACAUUUUUUGGUUUAAAUCUUGUAUUUGAAGUGAAACCUCAAGUGUGGAUGGAUUGUGGUAUGCUUUUGUUGUUUUAUGGUCUUUAUUUCGGAGUAUUAGGGAGAGACGUCGCAGAGAUUUGUGCGGAUAAAAUGGCUUCACAUGUUGGGUAUUAUGUGCCAGGACAUAUGCCAACAAGGACCUUAGAGCCUGGUGUGUGUGCUGUAUGUGGAAACAGACUUUUAGUGUCAGAAAAUGAACCCGGUGUUAUCGAGAAUACAUACAAGCUUAGUUGUGAACACGUGUUCCACGAAUUUUGUAUUAGAGGAUGGUGCAUCGUAGGAAAGCAGCAGACGUGUCCAUAUUGCAAAGAAAAAGUGGAUUUAAAGAAGAUGUUUUGCAAUCCAUGGGAACGACCUCACGUCUUGUACGGUCAGUUACUAGACUGGAUCAGGUGGUCGAUCGCCUGGCAACCGUUAAUUUUGUUUCUUGUUCAAGGUAUCAAUUGGGGCCUAGGCCUCGAGUAAGUAAUAGGGUAUUUGAAUUGCACUUACAUCACCAUUGUGUUUCCGUCAAACUAAUUUAUGUAAACAAACAAGUAUCUGUUUGUAUUUUUCUACGCAACAGUUGCUAUUACAUUUGUUAUUUAUAACAACGAAAUCCAGUCCAAUUUUAAUCAAACGCAAAAUUAGUGUUGCACCGUGUUGAAACAUUUUAUAUGAUCAGAACGAUCUUACGACUUACGAAGUGCUAUCCAUUCUGACUUAUGUAAUAUUUAAUAAUAAUUCUUCCAAAGAAACAUUUUUUACUAUAUGUAUGAAGAUCUUCAUACUGUUACUGAUUUCAUAAAAAAAAAAAAAUAAGUUUUUCAAACGACUAUGUGAUAUUGACUAUAAAUGUGUUCUAAUUUAAAUUCCUAUGCGGUUAUCCGAAUUAACUGAAAUUUAAAAAUAAGAAAAAGAGCAGUAUUAGCAGUAGCAGGAAAAGCAGUUCAGAAUAUUUUAUGGAACCUCAGAGGUACGCUAUGAAUGCUUUGAGUUAUGAAAAAAAGAUUAAUUCGGAUAAUUUGUAUUGAAAUUAUUUAAUGUUCGGCUAUUCGAACUUCGGGUAGAGUCGGAAAUGGUCGAGCGAGAGAGGGGAGGUCGCGAAAGUAUCUUGCUAUGUAUAAAUGUUGGAGAUUUAUGAAGAAUUUGCACACAUUGGCGUGACCAAAGUCGGAUUUCAUAAUUUCAAAAUUAAAAAAUCUCAAAACAUCAGAUAUCCAAAGUUACAGAAUUUCGAAAUAAAAAAAUUUCAAAUUUCUUAAAUCCAAAAUAUCCAAAAUUCAACUUUUGUACCCUCUUCGAUUUUUCCUUCUCUUUUUUCCAGUACUUUCUCUGUUCAGGUGAAUAUAAAUGGAGAGCUUCCCGAAGGCACAUGACUUGAAAUCUUUCUAAUUAACGCCAGCUUAGAGCCGACUUUCCGAAUGGACCCAAACUCUUAGUUCGCUACCCGCAAAAAUAUCCUGAAUUGAUUGAGAAUGAUAGGAACGUAGCAUAUUUACUAUUUCUUUUAUCAUUCCGCUUCCUUGUUAAAGCUAGUCGAUUUAAGUUUGCAGUUAAGUAGUACCUUAUAUUUAUUUUCAUUCCGGAGAAGCAAUUUUAUUAUAGAUUUUAGUAGGCAGAUUAGGUUUAAAAGUAAUAUCGAAGCAGCAGAUCUUUCAAUCUUUUUGGGUGCAUUGUAAGGAGCGUUAAACUUGUUCUAAUAGCAAAGCAUGAAAAAUUAGAAUAUAUUGUCACUACAUGACAGCAAAAUAGUGGCGUAACUGCGGAGGGGGCAGGGUAAAACUGGCCCCGCAAAAAUAUGAACUGGUCCUUUCGCCAUUCUGAAGUUCCACAACUUCAAAAUUUCAAGAUUUAAAAAAAUUCAGAAAUCCAUAAUUUGAGAAUUUCAAAAUCCCAAAACCCCAAAUUUUAGAAUUUGACAUUUUCAGAUUUCCAAAAUUCCGAUCAGUUCAAAAUUCACUUUCCUAAAAAUGAUAAAAUCCCAAAAUUUCAACAUUGCUAAGGGAUGACCUACUCUCCAAAAAUCCUAGUUACGUCACUUUAAAAGCUCGUGAAAAAGGAAAAUGUGUACGAAUAUUCUGCUACUGUAAAAUAAUGUACAAAAGGACUUGAAGGUUGGAUCGUAUAACGAUCAGAUUUUCAUAUCUUACAUUGUUUCAUAAUUCCUUUUGUCGAAGCAUUGUAAAUAUUAGAAAUUGUAAAAUUUCAGACACGAGAAACAUUGUUCCGUAAUAAAUGAUGUACAAAAAGAUACCAA